Messenger RNA from Rhinopithecus roxellana (golden snub-nosed monkey), 1837 nucleotides. RefSeq lists its product as uncharacterized. NCBI's taxonomy places the organism in Eukaryota, Metazoa, Chordata, Mammalia, Primates, Cercopithecidae. Bases 31 to 981 code for a protein of 316 amino acids. The record is from RefSeq and is a predicted model, not a curated record. The transcript is spliced from 2 exons.
GGAGAGAGUUGAGCCCAGGAGUUCUGGCCGAUGACAGGGUGCCUGGAAAAGCAGAGAAAGCAGCUCGGAGAAGAAGAAAGGCAGGGGCUCACGGAGACCAUGUUGAGGGAGAGAGGGAGAGGGCUGCCCAUGGCCCCACGGGAAGACUGCCCUGGGUCCAGGGGUCUUCCAGCUGCUGGGCCCACCCUCACAUGUCCCGGUAACGUAACGUUUCUUCAGCUCUGCCCAUCCGGUGCCAUUAUUGUUUUAAAAUCGAGAUGCUUCUUGGACCAUCAGCUCGACAGAGAGCCACAAAGCUUUUGGGUCCAUGUCAGAAUUCUGCUUCCCAGAGGGAGAUGGCCUCACGGGCUGCUCCAGCACCAGCAUGUGGAACGUGGUCCAUGUGGUCAGAGAGCCGGAGGCCAGGGGCUUGGCAUUCCUGGGACCCAGAAGUGGCUGGGAGACUGUUGGGCCAGCCUGAAGGGGCAUGGGAACAGGGGGAGCGGAUUGAGGGUCCAGGUUCUAGGGCAAGUUGAGGCCAGGCUGGGUCCACAGGAGACCUGUUGCCAGCCCCCCACCUGCCAAUGCCAGUGGGAGCCAGGGCAGCUGGACACGGGUCCUCCAGGGUACAGCAGGCUGGAGGAUGAGGAGGCAGAGACUCGGGCUGGAGGCCCUGAGAACCCCGUCACCAGGCGGCCACAUAAGCCACAUCGUCCCCUCAAGCACCCAGAAACUGGAGAGAUGGCAGUGGAGGAGGCUAGGAUCUGGAGUCUUAUGUCACUGGCCUGUCCUCGUUUUGUGCCCAUUGCCCAGUGGGAGGGGCUCAGGAGACAGAGAAUUACAGGCAAAGGAGAGAAGCUGUACCUUCUCUGUACGUGUGAGGGAGGUGGAGUUUUUUGGACCCUUGGAAAUGUGGGGUCUAUCCUCUUAUUUCCCAGAAGAGCCCCAGUUACCAUUUCCACACCCCAUGCAAAAGCAGAGGGAGAUUCAGGUUUACACUAAAACCAAAGCUCUGCCCUGUUGGAUCAUGGCCAAGGCAUUCACCAAUCUCCCCCGCAGCAGCCCAGCUCCUGAGGGGGAUGUCUGGCUCUCUGGGGAGAUCCCACAUUCCCUGCAGUCCACCUCCCAGAAGCUUCUGAAAUCCCUCCCUCCUGCCCCAGGUCCGCCUUCCCCUCCACAAGCCUCACCUCCAGUCCUCUCCUUGAAGAUGCCAUCCCCGCCUCCAGGAGCCCACCCAGGGGGACCCGGUGAGAAAGGCUGCCUGGCUCUGGGCCAGAACCUGUCACAUGGGCCAGAACCUGUCACAUGGACUGGCCCUGACUGCCCUGCUCUACAGUGAAGGCAGCACAGCAGACAGGACACACCAAGGGCGGGUCACACACUGAAAACUUAGGCCCUGAGUCCAACACGGGACUGGGCACAGGGCAGGCCCACAGCAGUGGUGCAUGGCCCAGAUGAAGUGAAGCAGCCUUCCCCCAGUCCUGGCCCCAGGAAGCAUCUCUGAAGUGUGGUGAGGAUUUGGGGGUCACAGUGGGUACUCCUCAAAGGCCAGCCUUGGGAAUACUUCUGGCUUCCACUUGAACAAAGCCCCCCUUUCCUCCCAGAACACCCUGGCCAGGAGUGACGAUGAUUGAUCACUCACCCUCCUGCUAACCACACAGCCCCAUCCUGGGCUCUGGCAGACCGUGAGCACUGGCUUUUCAGCAGAACUUGGCUUGACCCCAGCAUGGCAGACAUCGUGACGUUAGCACAUGUAGAGAGCGCCAUCUCAGACCUCUGACCUCCAUAACCAGCAGAUAAUCAGCGUCUGUUGUUUAAGACUAAGUUUGUGUGGCUGGGCAUGGUGGCUCAUGCCUGU